This is a messenger RNA of Cryptotermes secundus, 2362 nucleotides long. Its product is annotated as zinc finger protein 778. Gene Ontology annotation, biological process: regulation of transcription by RNA polymerase II. NCBI's taxonomy places the organism in Eukaryota, Metazoa, Arthropoda, Insecta, Blattodea, Kalotermitidae. Gene Ontology annotation, cellular component: nucleus. The coding region runs from base 323 to 1429 and encodes 368 amino acids. Gene Ontology annotation, molecular function: DNA-binding transcription factor activity, RNA polymerase II-specific; RNA polymerase II cis-regulatory region sequence-specific DNA binding; zinc ion binding. The record is from RefSeq and is a predicted model, not a curated record. The transcript has 3 exons.
UAUCUCCAGGGAUAUGACGCCAUGUCAACCGACGUUUCGGAGGAAUAUGCCUCAAGCAGAGUUUCCUUGCUGCCUGUUUCAUGCUAAUUUCUUGCUUCGCUUAGUCUUUAAACCUGAAAAUUGAGGCGACAUGGGGUUAUGUCCCAGUAGACAGAUCCCUUCAUAUCCAUCGACUUAAGGCCCUCAAGUCCUACAUGUCCACAGAUGUAGAAUUAGGGGUUCACACAGCGAUGAAAGAACAUACAGCGGAAUCGUCUGUCUGAACCGUCUGAACGCUCUGGACGCUUGCGAAUAUGGAAGGUGUAUUGUUUUAAGCGUGGUUAUGAACAAAAUGAUCCGAUGCAGUAAUGGAAAAUUAAAUUUUAAUAAAAUGUGUCGCCUUUGCAUGAGCCGUGAUGGUGCAAUGUCGCCUAUAUUCACAGAUGACACAGGUGGAAUAAUACCUGAGAGAAUACUGUAUUGCCUGUCACUGAAGGUGUUAACUGAUGAUGGUUUGCCAGUGCUUAUAUGUGCACAGUGCAUAUAUCAGCUGAACUGUUCAUACAAAUUUAAAACACAGUGUGAAAAUUCUGAUGCUACUCUCCGAAAGUACCUAAAUAACAUAGAGUUAAAAACUGAGAUAAAAACAGAAUUUCAAGAUGAGGCUUCCAGGUGUGACAGCAUGAUCAACUGCAAUGACUUUGAUGAAAAGGAUGAUGACUGUGUUACUGCCUUCAGUUUUUCUACUUCCAAGCAAGCAUUUGUCACUGACAGCACAAACCAGCAAGCAAAUGUGAAGUUGGAAAAUGUAGAUAAUCAGCCUUAUGCUUAUGAUACUGCCUGGGAUUGCAGCGAAUCGGCUGCUGUAGUUUCAGUUGGUUUAAAUCAGUAUGGGACAUGUAAUGAAGGAGAACGAAGGGUUGGAGUAAGUGUAACUGGUGACAGCAUGCAAAUCCCUAGUACAAAAAAUGCACCUAUUGAAGAAGAAAGAAAUGGGAAUUGGGGUACAGCAAUAUCUGUUUUUAAAGAUAUAGUAACAUCAUACAAGGAACCACAAGUAAAAGUCAAGAUGAAAGAAUACAAGAGAACACUGAAGAAUAGUUUCAGUAGCAAGAAUAUUUAUGCCAACAAACUGUGCAACAUGUUAGUGGCUUCUGAAAUGAAUCAGCAUCCUAAAAAGCAGUAUACAUGUCAGUUAUGCUUCCAGUCAUAUGCUGGCCGUUCUGGUUUAUGGCAACACCUCCAGAAGCACAGUGGACGGCAGUAUGUAUGCAAAGUGUGCAAAAAACAUUUUACAAGAGGAAAUAUUCUCAAACAGCAUGAGAGAACGCAUUCUGAAAAUUCUUCUGACAUUAAAUGUUCAAUGUGUAAAAAGACAUUCCUGAAUAUUAUGCAGCUCAAAAGGCAUGAAAUUGGCCAUAUCAUUGACUGGAAUAAUGGUAACAUGUAGACAUAGUAUUAAGUAUUAUUAAAUGAUGAAAAUUGGCUUCCAGAACUAUGGAGCCAUGGGCACAUUCCAUUAUGAAUAUUUGACAGCAGUUAAUCACCUGCACAGGUUGUACACUCGACCAGCAGAAUCAUUUGGGGUAAUGAAGUAGGGUAGGACAUAGAAGCAUGCGGCCAUGUCUUAUUUGAAUAUACUAUCUGAGCAUUUGCUUGGGGGGACUGAGAAGAAUCAUGAAAUUUCAGCCAGGAUAGCUGAUGAAUCCAUGGCUCUCUGCACAAGUGCAUAUGAAGGACUAAUGACCAUUACUUUGUAGCAUUUAGUAGUUAUAUUGUGACGUGUAUACUCAUUGCUAGAUGACAACCCACUGAACAAAUUACCACAGAUGUGCAGAACAGUAGGCGAGUCUAGUAGCGUUCUGAGAUGCCAGCCUGCCAGGAUAUGAGCGUGGGGGCAGAGGAAUUGGAGUUGAGUCUUUGGAAUUGGCAGUCACCAUAUAAGGUCAAGAAAGGGAAUUAGGCAGGACAAAGAAGACUUCAUAUGAUAUUUGAAGACAUAGUGAGACUGUUAUAAAUCCAUUGCCAGGUUAUGGUUAGUGAAGACUAACCCUAGUGCAUGUUCAGUGGUUAACUGUUAAAAAUGUGUGAAAAUAGCAAUAGUGCUGUAAUUUCCUGUAGUCCAGAGUUGGAUGAAUGUACAAGGUGCAAUAAAUCCAAUCAUCCAAUGCAAAACUACGUCUAUAGUCACACCUACACAUGGUAGUAUUAAGAAGUAUAUGCUGUAAGUCCACCCAUGUGUGCUGUUUUUUUCAUAGCAUUAUCCUGUAAACUUGCAUUAAUAUCUCUAUGAUUUUGCUUCCACUCUCCAAGUUUAACAAGAAAUUUAAUGUUCUUCCCAACAUUCUUGUGACAGCACACCAAAACACAUACAAUAAUAGAU